UAGAUUUCCUGACCCAAGGGCCCAAACCAAGCAGAAGCUAAAGCAUCCACACGUCCUAAAUGGAUGAGGCUAAGAACCGGCGGAUACUUUGCCCAUGACUACCAAAAUAGUGCAAACAGAUUCUAAUCUUGAAGUUACUCGGAGCGCAAUCCAACCCCUACGCACAACCAUGAAUCUUGAAUUGCUCAAAGUAGCAAGAUCAGGAGACAAAAGUAUUCUAUAUAACUUGCUUCCACCAGAAGAUGCAUCUUCCAAAGAUCCGAUGGGGGAGAUGCCGGAGGAUGCUGCGAUACAAGAAAAUACCAGCCGCCUCCUCAAAGUUACACUAGAGGAGAACACGGACCUCCAUAUGGUUGCUAGUCGAGGAUAUCUGGAGUCUGCCGAAAAUCUCUCUCCCAGUGUGAUGUCUCUUUUAACGGCACCAAACCAGAGGUUUGACACUCCGCUGCAUUGUGCCGCAAGAGUUGGAAAUAAUGACAUGGUCUCCUACAUCAUCGAUUUAGCAACAAGGCGUAACGUAAAAGAUGAAGUGCUAAGGGCGACAAACAAGGACAAGGCCAAUGCUUUGCAUGAGGCUGCCAAAUAUGAUCGUGUGGACGUGGCCAGGAUAUUGAUGGAAAAGGAUCCUGAACUAGCAUCCAUGCCAAACCGUUUCAAAAUGUCUCCCCUCUACCUGGCCAUAGUGUCAAGGUCUCUCAACGUAGCCAAAUUCUUACUGCAGUUUUCUCCAACAUCUUAUGAGGGUCCUAGCAACAAAACGGCAUUGCACGCAGCAAUUCUCAUAAGUCAAGAAAUUACUCAAGACUUGUUGCGUUGGAAGCCAAUGCUCAUCAAAUCUGCUGAUUCGUUGGGGAGAACUCCUCUUCAUUAUGCAGCUUCAAAUGGUGUUCAUGAUAUAGUGAAGCUAUUGUUAGAGAAGGAUUCCUCUACAGCCUACCUAAAAGAUGCCAAUGGCUUAUUUCCUAUACACAUUGCAGCUAGUAUGGAAAACGUUCUUGUGGUUGAUCAGAUUUUAGAACACUGCCCGGAUGCAGACGAAUUAUUGGACAAGGAGGGAAAGAAUUUUCUUCAUGUCGCUUUUAAAUGGAAAAGAUUAGAUUUGGUGAGGAAAAUUAUCUUAAAGAGACCGGAUCUCAGGAAGCUGUUAAAUGACCAAGAUUACAGCGGGAAUACGCCGUUACACACAGCUGUUGAAAACAAUGACCAAGGGAGCAUGCAUUUUCUUCUGCGGGACAAAACCGUACUUGUCAACAUUGUAAACCGCAAGUGCUUCGCCCCUCUCGACCUGGCUUAUGCAAAGUUGAAUGAAGACCUGCCAUUCCGGACGAAUUCAGCAGAAGUUUGCAUUGCAAGCUGCUUGGCUUCAAUAAAGGCUCAGUUCGGUCCGCAAGAAUUGCCUGAUUUAGAAAGCGGUGAAUUAUCCAGCGAUGAGGCCAAAGAGGAACCAUAUUCCAGCGACGAUAAUUUCAAAAAAAAAUCAUCUAGCAAUAAAGCCAAAGGGAAACUACCAUCCAGCAGUAAGGCCAAAGUGAAAUCAGCAUCCGGCGGUAAGGCCAGACGGAACCCAGCAUCCAGCAGUAUUAAGGCCAAAAGGAACCCAUCUGGAUCCAAAACAUCCCAACAAAAAGAAGAGGGCAAUGAAAUCGGGAGACAGGUGAAUUUAGCCAAAAAUCUCGGGAUCGCUGCGGUGUUAAUUGCUACGGUCACAUUUGCUGCUGGUUUCACACUUCCUGGGGGUUACAUAGCCGAUGAUCAUCCAGGACGUGGCACAGCAGUUCUAGCAAAAGAGUAUACCUUCAAGGUAUUCCUCAUCUCAGAUGCCUCCGCGUUGGUCUGCUCCAUCAUAGCCACAUGCUGGCUCAUGUAUGCUGGAACCGCGAUUAUUGAUAAACAUAAUCGCAGACGAGCCCUUUUUUGGGCUAUUUUUUACCUGUGGGCAGCAUUUGCUGGCAUGUGUGCUGCAUUCGCGAUGGGUAUAUAUGUAGCAUUGGGUCCCAGCUGCAAGCGCAUCAGCAUUCCUUUAUGCAUCGCGUCUCUUGGAGCCCCUAUUUUUGCUCAUGUGGUGGCAAAUUAUAACGUCUAUAGGAUGCUGGAAACAGUAAGAAUCAGGCAAGGGUAUAAAGAAUGUAUUUGGCCGACCAUACACCUGCAUGAUAAGAAACGCCUUCUUCAUAAUUCGCGGCCCAAUAGACUUGUCAUUGAUUUUCUACUUCUCACAUUGGGCACUUACGCCAUCUUUUUCCUAUUAGCGAUGCUGUAGGUGGGUAAAAAUUAGAACUAUUCAGCAUGUAUACGUGGCUGACAGAAGUCCGAAGAAUAGCUUGCGUAUUUUAUGGGCAAUAAUAUUUUAAUUAUUUU
Elaeis guineensis (African oil palm) is the source of this 2358-nucleotide messenger RNA. Its product is annotated as protein ACCELERATED CELL DEATH 6-like. The record is from RefSeq and is a predicted model, not a curated record. Gene Ontology annotation, molecular function: protein binding. Lineage: Eukaryota; Viridiplantae; Streptophyta; Magnoliopsida; Arecales; Arecaceae. Gene Ontology annotation, cellular component: plasma membrane.